AUGCGAUUUAUGUUUUUGCGUCAAUCUGUGUUUUUCUACAAACCAUUUUUUAUGGAAUGUGAUUGCUGGAUGUUGGCAGCAGUGGCAGUCCUCACUACUGACCCACGCCUGUUUGCCAAAGUGGUCCCAAUGGAGCAGACCUUCGAAGAAAGUGAGUACUUUGGAGCAUUUCGAUUCAUGUUCUGGCACUUUGGAGAAUUUAAACAAGUGGUGGUGGACGACAGACUUCCUACCCUCAACGGUGAACUCAUAUUUAUGCAAUCCGCACAAAAAGACGAAUUCUGGUCUGCCCUUUUAGAGAAAGCCUACGCCAAGAGUCCCUCUGACCAUCCCAGAAUGUGUGGCUGCUACCAAGCCCUCGAGGGAGGCUCAGCCUUGGAAGCCCUCAUUGACUUUACAGGCGGAGUCGGAGAGAGAUUUGACCUAUCAAGAACCUCCUCUAAACUAUUUUCCCAACUCAACUCAGCCCUUCUAAGACAAUCCUUAAUGUCCUGUGCCAUAAUAAAUUUUGGCGGGAAAAAACGCCUAGUUGGGAGUUCUGGUCCCUACAGUAAUAAAAGGGAAAUAUCUCAGAGAUUUGAACUCAGGGCUGGGAGUUAUUCCCUUAUAGUCUCCACAUAUGAGCCCAAUAUUCCCGGGGAAUUUUUAGUGAGGAUCUUCAGUGAGACGGAGACCACAGAAGUUGAGGAACAAGUUGAUCAAGUG
Molecule: messenger RNA, 705 nt
Organism: Octopus sinensis (East Asian common octopus)
Lineage: Eukaryota; Metazoa; Mollusca; Cephalopoda; Octopoda; Octopodidae
Product: calpain-A-like
Biological process (GO): proteolysis
Cellular component (GO): cytoplasm
Molecular function (GO): calcium-dependent cysteine-type endopeptidase activity
Source: RefSeq, a predicted model, not a curated record